UAUUUUUGUUGUUCUCACUGUUGUGAGCAUGGCACAUGAUCACCAUGGUCAUGGUCAUGAUGAACAUCAUGAGCAUUAUUCUCAUCCGAAAUAUGAAUUCAAAUAUGGUGUAAAGGACUUGAAAACUGAGGAUAUUAAAGAACAAUGGGAACAUCGGGAUGGCGAUAAAGUUAAUGGCGGUUACCUGUUGAAGGAAGCUGAUGGCACCACUCGUGUCGUCAACUAUCAUGCCGAUGAUCAUAGUGGCUUCCAUGCUGAUGUCAAAACAAUUGGUCACGCUGAACAUCCUAAAACUCACCACAAGCACCACGAAAAACAUGAUCAUGAGCAUCACGUUGAGCAUGCCACCCACCAUGUUGAACAAGAUCAUCAUCAUUCUGUUCCCGCCCAUCAUGAUGAAAAGGAACAUAUCGUGAAAUACGCCAAUCAUGUGCAACAUGAUGAUCAUCACAAUGCCCACGAUCGCGAUGACCAUCAUGCCACCCACCAUGUUGGACGCGAUCAUCAUCAUUCUGCCACCACUCACCACGAUGAAAAGGAUCAUAUUAUAAAAUAUGCCAAUCAUGUAGAACAUGAUGAUCAUCACAAUAGCUAUUAUCACGAUGAUCAUCACGAAGAUUAUAAAUAUGAGCAUUAUUCCGGUGAUCAUCAUAGUCAUGCAACCAGUUUUGUUAAAGUAAAACACCACUAA
Molecule: messenger RNA, 691 nt
Organism: Musca vetustissima
Lineage: Eukaryota; Metazoa; Arthropoda; Insecta; Diptera; Muscidae
Product: histidine-rich glycoprotein-like
Exons: 2
Coding region: 29-691 (220 amino acids)
Cellular component (GO): extracellular matrix
Source: RefSeq, a predicted model, not a curated record